Plectropomus leopardus (leopard coralgrouper) is the source of this 2070-nucleotide messenger RNA. RefSeq names its product inhibitor of DNA binding 4 (gene id4). Lineage: Eukaryota; Metazoa; Chordata; Actinopteri; Perciformes; Serranidae. Gene Ontology annotation, cellular component: cytoplasm; nucleus. The record is from RefSeq and is a predicted model, not a curated record. Gene Ontology annotation, biological process: cell differentiation; negative regulation of transcription by RNA polymerase II; circadian regulation of gene expression. Gene Ontology annotation, molecular function: protein dimerization activity; transcription regulator activity.
AGAGUAACUGCGUGCGGCUCCACGGGAUGUGUUGACAAGACUCGAAUUCCGCCUUUCGGGUUUAUUGUAUUCUCUCUCAUUUGUAUUAGAGCAGCUUCUACCGUGUUUGCAGCGCCGUGGUGUAAUCUCAAAUACCUCCUGCUACCAGUAAUUAUUUGAUUUUUUUUUUCGUUGCCUGUGUCUCUGAGCCGUUGCUUAUCUAAGAUGAAGGCUGUUACUCCAGUCCACCCCCAGGACUCCUCCUCCAGCAGCAGCCAGCUCUCCCUGCACUAUCUGUCGAAGCAGAGCCUCAACAUCGCCCGGUGCAGGAUGGAAGAGGAGGACCUGUUCUGCCUGCAGUACGACAUGAACGACUGCUACAGCCGGCUGAAGCGCCUGGUGCCCACCAUUCCACAGGAUAAGAAAGUCAGCAAAGUGGAGAUCCUCCAGCAUGUCAUAGACUACAUCCUGGACCUGCAGCUGGCCCUGGAGACGCACCCUUCCCUCCAUAAACAACAGCGGACCGGGACCUGCCCUCCUCAAGCCUCCAACCCCAGCCGGACACCGCUGACGGUGCUCAACAUUGACCACCACCAGAGGACAUCAAUAGUCAAAAAGCCGGAGGACUCUAUUUUAUGCCGCUGAGAAAUAAGCACUGCAUUGGUGUGUAGGCUGCACAGAGCCGCUCCAAAGCCAGCAAAGCUUCGCCAGGGACUCACACCCAACUGGAGGCACAAUCACAAGGGGGAUUUCAAAACUGCUGGGAAGAAUUCAACCCAAAUCAAAUCACUAUCAGCUUUUUCCUUUCUCCCAUUGAACCAGGAGUCAGUGUGUAGACCCUCUCCCUCCUCCUGUUUAACUUCACUGCUUGUCACUUGAAAUUUCUCAAAUUAGAGCGAAAAUCCGGGAUCCCCACGCUGAGAAGUUUUUGUCAGAAACCUCUUCUAUCAACAGCUGUGAAACCUUUUUUUGUGAAUUGUGCUCAAAGAAAUACCUUAACUCCAGUUCAAAGCUUUACUAAACUGCGAAAAAUCAUUGUACAUGUUUUUUUGGGACAUCUAUUGUUUAAAAUAGAUGAUUUGUGUUGAACAGGGAUGUCAUCCCUGGAAUUAUGAAAAAAAACAUGUUUGAUAUUUGUAAAGAAGAACAAUUCUGAUUCGAGACAAUUAAGAAUGUACAUACAGAGGCGCAAAUGUUCUAUGAAAAGUAUGUGAAAGGAAGACUUAUAUGCUUAAAAUAGACUAUUGUAAUUAUAAGAUAUUUUUAUUAAAAACCUUUUUUUGUCGUUAUGUAAAUAUUGUGUUCCAACUUUUCAGUCUUUAGUGAAUGGUUAUGCUCUGCCGAUAAUGUCCUCACAUGAUGAUAUCAGUUAACUCUUUGCAGUGUUUUUGGACUAGUUAAAUAUGUAGCAUGUCAGGCUCAUUGCAGAGAUAUUGAAUGUGCACUGAAGCAGCCCUCCCUGUGUAGAUAUGUGGUGGAGUUCAACACAAGUUCUUUUAUGAUUUGCCCUGCUCUGCUUUGAAUUGUUUUGUACUCAUUAACUUUGACAACCAUGACCCGCUUGGAGCAAUGGGUCAUCCUGCUGUUUGAUUUUCUUUUUUUUUUUUUUUAAAGAAAAAAGAAAGGCCUGAUUUAAUUCUGUUACAUUGCACUCUUGUUAAAAAAAUUAAAUCUUGAGCACUUUUUAGUGUUUACACCCUGAAAAAAAUCACUGCAAACACUGUCUCUGUCAUUUUUGCGCAGUCAGAGCUUCUCCUUGAGAAGUUAAUGAUUGACAACGUGAAACUUUGGUUAUGAAUUGAUGACAUAUGUGAACAUUAACAGACUCCUUUUUGGACAACAACCAAAUGUAUUCACACAAGCGAUGUCUUUAAUAUGAACAGAUUUCUCUGUCAGAGAAUCAGCAGCCAUUGUUAAUGUAAAGAGUAAAGAAAAAAAAAUAUUUUUCAUGACAUUCAACACCGAAUUUACCUCACCACCCUCCUGCCAGUGUGAGAGGGCACUUGUACAUUACUGUCAGCUGCACUGUUGGACUUGACCUUCACUGGCUUGUGAGGAGUUGUCAAAAACAAUUAAAGUUUCCAGGAAGAA